AUGGAUCUCGUGGAUGACCAUGCCGACUCGGUGUCUUCCCUGGAUGACGACUACCAGUACCACGCCUCCACGACGGAACUCUGGGACUCCUUCUGGACCGGCCGUGUCCGGGGCCACGAAGAGGAGGAGCGAGUUGGUCGCGAGCGGGUGCGGGAGCAAGAGGACGAGGACCACCACAAUAGCGAGACCCACGGAGCCGCGUCCAUCUGCAGUGCAAAGGAUAAGGAUGAGGAUGUCACCAUUACCUUUCCCAUGAGGGGCCGACAGCGGGCACGACGCAUGCCUUGCGCUUCCCAGACGCCGGCCGAAGAGGAUGAGCCGGAAGUCCCACGGACGCCGACCCUUCAAAGGCAAGGGCAGUCAUGGACCGUACGGGAGCGCCAAGUAGAGCGGCCCAGCCUACGAUCCGUGGCGAGCUACUCCCUCUUCCCCGGGCUAUCCAGGUUCCGCAGAGGACGACCUCGCUCGUGCCCUGCCCUCGUCUCAUGA
Messenger RNA from Parascedosporium putredinis, 489 nucleotides. Lineage: Eukaryota; Fungi; Ascomycota; Sordariomycetes; Microascales; Microascaceae. The record is from the annotation of a GenBank genome assembly.